Molecule: messenger RNA, 3815 nt
Organism: Penaeus vannamei (Pacific white shrimp)
Lineage: Eukaryota; Metazoa; Arthropoda; Malacostraca; Decapoda; Penaeidae
Gene: mal
Product: molybdenum cofactor sulfurase
Biological process (GO): Mo-molybdopterin cofactor biosynthetic process
Molecular function (GO): pyridoxal phosphate binding; molybdenum ion binding; molybdenum cofactor sulfurtransferase activity
Source: RefSeq, a predicted model, not a curated record
UACACAUGACGUAACAUUUAAUCAGGCAGUUUCAAUUCAGUGAAGAAGUGCCAUGGCUGCAGUGCUGGAAAAAUUAAAGAUCCCACCUAAUUAUGACGUUGAGCGAGUAAUUAAAGAAGAUUUUGAUAGACUAAAAGGUCAUUACUAUCUUGAUCAUGCUGCUGCCACCUUGUACAGUGACAGCCAAAUCCAAGCAGCAUCGGCAGAACUCCAGAAUUCUCUGCUUGGAAACCCACACUCGCGCAGUUGUGUCAGUGAUGCUGCAACCCGGAUAGUUGACUCAGUUCGCCAAAGAAUUCUGGAUCAUUUUAAUACAACUGCUGAUGAAUAUGAUGUCAUUUUUACAUCAGGAGCUACCCAAGCACUGAAAAUAGUAGCAGAGCAUUUCAACUGGCAUGGCUCAGAGGAAACUUGUACUGAAAAUGGAGAUAUCAAUAUCAGCAAGAACAACCCAGAACCUACAAUCCAGCUGGAAAAUGGGCAUGUCAGCAAUAGUUCUGUGCAAGAGGAAGUAUUUGACAGUCAUAGAAAAGAAAAAACUCAUGGAGCUUUUGUGUAUGCAAUGGAGAAUCAUACCUCUGUGUUGGGUAUGAGGGGACCUGCUGCUGCUAAUGGUGCUGAUGUGUAUUGUCUCCAAACAGAACAGCUCCACCAUGUGCUAGAUAAGUGCAAGACACUUCCCUCCAAGACAAAUCUUAACCACACAGAUGCAAGGGAGAAGGAUAAUAGUGUAAGAGCUCCAAAUGGCAGCAGAAAGAAAAAGAGGCAUUGUCUCUUUGCUUACAGUGCCCAGUGUAAUUUUUCUGGUGUAAAGUCUCCUUUGGUAUGGAUAGAUAAAGUUCAGAAAGGUGCUUUAGACCCUGUCUUGAAGAGGCAACCUUUAAACAAGAAUAAUGCUCAUUUGCCAGAAAACACAGCAGAUGACUGCAUUUGGUAUGUGGUGCUGGAUGCUGCUGGAUUCACUGCUACCUGCCCCCUAGACCUCUCUCAGUGGAAGCCAGAUUUUGUUCCAGUGUCCUUCUACAAAAUCUUUGGAUAUCCAACAGGCCUUGGUUGCUUGUUGGUGCAUCAAAGAGCAUGGACAGUCUUGGGAAAAACCUACUUUGGGGGUGGUUCAGUGCUGAUGAUAGACUCUCGGAGGAUUGUGGCUGUGCCUCGGCCUGUUCUUCACGAUAAGUUUGAAGAUGGAACGUUGGCCUUCCUCAAUAUUCCUGCGGUUCGCAAUGGGCUUGAUACCAUUGAAAAUCACACAGGUGGGAUGAAGAACAUCCAGCAACAUGUUUUCAACUUAGCCCGCUACACACAUCACAGCCUGCGAAGUUUCAGGCAUGGGAAUGGAGCCCCUGUUGUUGAGGCUUAUCCUAAGGAUGCUAACUGGGAUGUAAGGACUCAGGGAUCCAUUGUUAACUUCAGCAUUCUAAAGUCGGAUGGGACCUAUGUUGGAUAUUCACAGGUGGAGAAAUUUGCUUCCUUGUACAACAUUCAUUUACGCACUGGGUGUCUGUGUAAUCCUGGAGCCUGCCAGAAGUACUUGGACAUCUCUGAGGAGACACUAAUUCAACAGUUUAAGGCUGGACAUGUAUGUGGAGAUGCACAUGACCUGGUAGAGGGUCUUCCGACUGGGUCUGUGAGGAUAAGUUUUGGCUACAUGAACUCCUACAAAGAUGCAGACCAGCUACUCCAAAUGGUGAAAGAGUGCUUUGUGGAAGGCAAUCUCAUUAUUGAUAGUUCAUGGAUAGAAGUUCAGCCCUGUUUAGUGGAAAAGGAAAGCCAUCACAUGAGAGGACAGACAGAAUCGGAAAAGUUGGAAAUUGUGAAUAGAAAUGAGGAACAUUGUGAUGGCGAUGAAAGUACUGUGAGAACCAUAAAUGGAUAUUUAGAUUCUGACGUUACAAACACACCAUUACAAGUGGAAAAUGAAAGAAAUGUGACAUCUGCACCACCACUUAAACUCACAAAUAUUAUUCUGUACCCAGUUAAAUCUUGCAGUGGUAUAUCAGUAAGAGAAUGGAGUAUAGGAGAAGAGGGACUGAAGUAUGACCGGCAGUGGAUGAUUGUAACAAACUCAGGGACAACGCUUACACAGAAAAGGCUUCCAAUUAUGAGCCUCAUAAAACCAAGCAUUGACAUGAUAAAUGGACUUCUUAAGCUUUCUUUCAAAGGUGAAAGUAUUGCAGUUCCCUUAGAACCUCAGGACGGCAGCACCAGAGACGCAUCUCUCUGCCGUGGUGUUGUGUGUGGCGACCGGAUAAGGGGUCAUGACUGUGGACCAGAAGUUGGGGCUUGGCUUUCACGGGUACUUCAGCAGCCUGAUUUGAAGCUCAUGCAGCAGCUGAAUAAGAGGACAGGAAAACUUGACUCCAAGGGCAAUGGUUCUUUAGGUGAGUCUCUUUCCUUUGCAAAUGAAUCACAAUACUUAGUGAUUCAUAGAGCAAGUGUGAGGAAGCUGCUGCAGGAUAUUUCAGAAAAAGGACUUGCAAAAUUAACAGAGGAGGAACUCGUAAGUCGAUUCCGAGCCAACCUGGUACUGGAUGGAGGGGAGCCUUACGAGGAGGACUCAUGGGAGGAACUGCUACUGGGCAAGCUAAGAUUUAAGGUUCAAGGAGGGUGUAACAGGUGCCAGAUGGUGGGUGUCAUUCCGGAAACUGGGGAGAGGAUGAAAGAGCCCAUGAUCACAUUGGCAGCUACAAGAGGUUCUUAUAUGAAGUUUGGAAUCCACGCUGCAGCUGUAUCCUCAGUGUCUAUUGAUGAAACUAUUUCAGUCAGAAGUAAAGUCCGUGUAACAUCUAAUGCAGACUUAAUGUAGAAACGUGAAUUUUAGAUCAGUGUAAAUAUUAUAUGCAUCCUUUGGGGUGUAAAUAUAUUGUAUAUACAUAUAUGAUUAUAAAUGUGAUUUUAUACACAUAUCUUGUAUAAUGAAAGCUAUAUUUUGUUCUUGAUUUACAAGCUAUUUGGGUAGACAUUUAUAAAGCACAUAACUGCAGUACAAAAGUGUUUUUAUGCAAUUUUUGUCUUGUAUGACAACGAACAUUUUCUAAGGAAAUGUUAAGUUUAAAUUACAUUAAUAUAUAUAUUUGUUAACUGUUUACACUAAUACAUUAUAAGUGAUUGUUGAUCUGUGAUACUCUCCACUAAGUACCAGUAUGUCAUUAAUAACAUAUUAGCUUAUUUUCAAGUUUUGUUUGGUUGGCAGCAAAAGCAGAAAUAAUCAUUCAUCUUUUCAAUAAAACAGAACUUAUAUACAUGUGUGUUUUAUGAGGGACUGACUGGAACCAUAAAUGCUCCAAAAGAUAAAAAUGCUAUAUUUAACAUAAAAAAAAAUCAGUUUAAUGCCAUAUUAACUGUUGCAGAAAUAAAUGGUAAUUACUGUAAAAAAAGUGUUUAACAAGAAUAAUUACAGAUGUAAAUCUAGGCUGUUAUCUGACAUUUUGGCACUCAAUACAGCAUCUUAGGUAUUAGACGAGUUCUGGUUAGUUUUGCAAUACUAUUAAGUUUAAUCAAAUGGAAACCUGACCAUUGUUGAAACUGAAAGGGUGAACUAUUAUUUGUAUAUAAUGUUUAUUGUGACAAAUUUACAAUACAUACUAUGUACACUAUACCUUGACAAUAUAACAAACAAGAUCAUUUCAAUGAUAAGGAAGUCAUUCAAAUGAUAAUACAAAUAUACCUUAGUCUAACCAAUAAAAAUAAAUUCAUCUGAUUUUUUGCACAGUAUGUGCAACAGAUGGAUUUGGAAACAGAAUUUUACCCAUACAAUUGUAUGAAUCAAUGAACUAUUUGUAUAAUGAAUCUACAAUAUGUCAGGCAAAAGCUGA